AUGGGACUGGUAGAACGAGAAGCCGAGAUGCAAGAAUUGAACGCUCCCAGACCCGGAAGGUCGAGAGAUCUCUUUGGAGUUCAAUUAGAGGUUACUUCAUUACUCUUGGAGGGCGAGCGCCGCAAAUUGGCAGUCUUGCAAAGGGAAUUGCAAGUAGCCCUCGAGGAAGGUGGAAGCGUAAAGGUGAAGGAAAAGCAGCGACAGGAAUUACUUCAUGCUAUAUCAAAAAUUCAAGGACAACACGAGCAACUCGACAAGGAGUACAGAAUCCACGCUGCCGGUGUUCUCCUAUGCAACUCAAGGGGCUCCGGAAAGGUAAGGGUAGCGGACGUUAUUAUUAUUAUUUUUUUUUACCUUUUUACUUGCGAUUCUCAGAAGACAAAUGAUCUUCUCUACUAUUGUGCGACAAAUUAUGGUCUCUUACGAAACUCGAGCGCUAUCGUUCGUUGACAUUUGAUGCCCGAGUUUUCUCUAUUGCUCCUUGAAUCGGGUCGACCGUUCCUUCGAGAUAACGAUGUCGUACUAAUCGACACUCUCAUCAAAGUACUUUCAUAAAUGUUCUACUUCCGUCCAAUUUUCGCGGAUCGGAUAACGCAGGAUAUCUCCGACUAAUUACGCUUCCGUUUAAUGACAGACCGCCAUCAUUUAAACGAAUAAGUAAUGAGGUACUUCUCUAUCAAAGCACGAUAUUUAACUAGAGAGUCACGUAAAAAUUGUGGCGUUUAAAUCAUUAACAUAAAUGAUGUUAUAUAUAUAACUCAUAUAUAUACAUAUAACUCUAUAUUUUUUUUUUAUUUAUAAGAUUGAUCCUGAACAAGAUAUUUGCUCUACAUUUUAUCUUUAGCAAUUAAGCAUAUUUACGUAUAACAUGCAUAAAUAUUUUCAACGUUAGCAUGAUUUUUUCUCUGUUUUUAAAACUGUUGAACUCAUUAAAAAAAAAAAAAAAUAUUUUUAUUAGUAUGUUACAUGCAGUA
Messenger RNA from Formica exsecta, 974 nucleotides. RefSeq lists its product as uncharacterized. The record is from RefSeq and is a predicted model, not a curated record. The coding region runs from base 1 to 450 and encodes 149 amino acids. The transcript is spliced from 3 exons. Lineage: Eukaryota; Metazoa; Arthropoda; Insecta; Hymenoptera; Formicidae.